Messenger RNA from Colletotrichum godetiae, 1621 nucleotides. RefSeq lists its product as uncharacterized. The coding region runs from base 1 to 1362 and encodes 453 amino acids. The record is from RefSeq and is a predicted model, not a curated record. The transcript is spliced from 2 exons. Lineage: Eukaryota; Fungi; Ascomycota; Sordariomycetes; Glomerellales; Glomerellaceae.
AUGGCCCCCCUGCGCGGCGGACGGAGCACGAACCCCGGCACCGUGAAACACGUCCGCGAUAAGUUUGUGCGGUGGACGGCGCGUCCGGAUGGGGAGUAUGAUGCCCGCUGGAAGGGCGCUUGUAUCCCUACGGGCGACCAUGUACUAAAGAUGCUGGAUUGGUAUAGCCAUUGUGAUGUCUACGAGUUCCCCUUUAUUGGUAACGUCACGCGGAUGAGCUGUGGCGCGACGAAUGCAUUUUACUUUGUUGAAUUCGAGCCCCUUUCCAGACCUGUCGGCCAGGGUAAGAUGUCGCCUCUCCCGCGACAGGUGGUCCUCAAGCUCAGUCUACCUGUUUGCCCUCACGACAAGCUCGAGGCAGAGGUCGCAGCCAUGGUGUUCGCUAGGCAAGUAUCCCCGGCCGUUGUGCCCCAGGUCCUCGUCUUUGACUCUAUCGGUAGGGGCCCACUCGGGCUAGAGUGGAUGAUAAUGGAGGUACGCACCGGGUUCCCUCUACUCAGCGCGAUCGAGGAGAACUAUGCCCUCGCGGCGCACGACUUACACGCAGCUAAGCAAGAGACUGGCUUGGAAGGGUUCAUGGAUAUAUCGCCCGGCACCAUGCCGAACCUCAACGACGAGGACAUGAAAGCCAUUGCGACGGAGAUACAACUCUUUCUCUCUGAGCUGCAGAACGCUCUGCCGACUGAGUUCUUCACUGGCCCCAUUGUCCACCCUCACUUCUACGGCGCUGAAAGGUACUGGUCAGUUCAGAACAACGGGCCGUUCAGACGGAUCAAAGAUUAUGUCGACGCUUACGCCGCAAUCUGGGAGCUAAAAUAUAAAAAGUAUCCCGAGAUCAAAGAGCGCAUACGAAAAUUACGAGAGGUUGCCCUGAAGAUGACAAACCGUAUGGGGUUCAUGGUCCCGAACCCAUGUAUGUUAGAAGCGACUCAUGGCAGCGUGGAUGGCUGGCCUGUGACGCUGGUCCAUCCUGAUCCUCACCCAGGCACAAUCCUCUUUGACGGCAAACGGAAGUUGGCAGCCGUCAUGGGAUGGGAGAGUGCAGUGCUGAUACCAGCACCGCUGCGAAAUCUUCCAGUGGCGCUGGACUGGGCGAUGCAACUAUACGGAGUGGCAGAUGCCAUUGACCCUAUGCAAGUGAACGUGCUUGGGGCGUUGCCCGUUCGCAAAGAGCGCGUACUACGGACGAUGCAGGAAUGGGCAAAGAGAAACGCCUCUGAAUCAUUGGAGCCUGUGAUGAAUUUCCAAGGAGGUGUCGAUGCCUCUUUUCAAGCAUUGAAGAUAGCUUGCGAAGAUAUGAUGCGGCAACGGGGUAUAGAUUGGAUUGAGCGUGUCCAUUCACAGCUUGUUGUCCGCUCGUAAGGAAACGAUUAUCGCCAGCGCCAUGGUCCCACGGAGAGAGAAAGCUAGGUCAAGUCUUGUGCGCCCGGAAGGCUUGAACGGGAGGAAAGGAAUUCAUAGACAGCCUAGCAAUUUCAUAUCCAUGCAGGAAAAGUUGCUACCAGACUGAGUGAUGCAAAGGAAGGGUGUUGAUGGCCUCGCAUUCUGUGAGAAGUACUGCGCCACAUCAGUGCAGGCAUAUAGACGAGAUCGAAGCAGAUCUCGGGUGACGGCUGUCAGG